AAAAAAUAAAAAAAACAAAAAAAAAAAUUGAAUGAAAAGAAAAGAAAAACACCAAAAAGAAAGGCACUUACAGUCUGCUAAAAUCAAAAUCCUUCCCUGUCUUAAAUCGGUGACAGGCAGUCGUCGCCGACGCCUAUUUUUGGCUCGCCAGAAUAAUCAAACACUUCCUUUUUUUUUUUCUUUUCUCUCUCCUCUCCCAAAAGAAAAAAAAAAAAAAAUCCCCAAUUUCAAAACCCUAAUUUCACCUGCAAAUCUCCUCACUCCUUUGUCAUAAUCUCUCUCUACUUUGAUUACAAUCUAAUCGCAAUUGAAAUUGUCUACCUACUCCUUUAAUACAUUCGUCUCUUCGAUCCAGAUUUCGUAGUAUUAUACUUGAUUUUAGUGAUUGUUGAAUUUAUGAUUGGUUUUUGGUGGUUGUGAUUCUCUCGAAUCGAUGAUUUGAUCGGCGAAUUUUCGAGAAUUUGGGGUUUUGGUUUUGUGUAGGGUGGUCGAAAUGGCGGCACAAAACCCAGGGGAUCUGUUUGAUUCGUAUUUUAGGAGAGCUGAUUUGGAUCGAGAUGGUAGAAUUAGUGGCGCUGAAGCCGUCGCUUUCUUCCAGGGUUCGAAUUUGCCGAAGCAAGUUCUCGCGCAGAUAUGGACGUUUGCUGACCAUAACCGAACUGGGUUCCUUGGUAGAGCCGAAUUCUAUAAUGCUCUUAAGCUUGUGACUGUUGCACAAAGUAAGCGUGAAUUAACUCCUGAGCUUGUCAAGGCAGCUUUAUAUGGUCCAGCUUCAGCUAAAAUACCAGCACCACAGAUAAGUUUGCCUCCUACACCUGGUCCCCAGUCAAGUACUGCUGGAUCAACCCCUUCUGCACCUCAGACAAGCAAUGUUGCUCCUAUCUCUUACCAUAAUCCUGGACCUAGAGGAGUACCUGUAUCGCCUAAUGUUAACAUGAAUCAGCAAUAUAACCAACCAGCAGUAAGUGGGACUGUGAGACCUCAAAAUACAGUUUCUGGUGUGGCUACACAACCUGUACAAGGGGUUGGGUUUCAAGGAUUUCCUGGAGGAGCUCCUCAACCUGGAUCAAAUCUGCCUAAUUCUAGACCUUCAAAUGACGUAGGGGUUGUUAACACAGGAAGGUCACCAACAACAGUAUACUCAGAGAGAAGUAGCAGUCUUUUGACGAACCAGUCUGGGGUGACAUCAACAGCAGGACCAGCAGCUUCUUUACCACCUAAGCCGUCUGUAGCAGCAGGAAACUCUGUCACGCAACCUAAGCCAUCGCAAAAUGGGUUCACUCAAGGCUCUUUCUUCGGAGGUGAAGCAUUGUCUUCCGCUCCGUCUCUGCCGAAAAGAGAGGGUUCUGUUCUUACCUCAUCUGCUGGAAGUGUACAAGUUUCUUCACCUUCGGUUCCAGUUGCAGCUGGCAACCAGUCUUUCUCCAAGCAGGGUUCUGUUGCUUCUGUACCGAAUUCACUCGCUGCACACUCUUUUGGUGGACAACAUCAAAAGCUGCAAUCACACGUGAAACAGAAUCAACAAAUUCCAGUCCAAAAUUUUGCUCCACGUGGCCUUCCUGCAUCCCCACCUAAUAAUUCUGCAGGACAUCAGCCCCAGCUGAACUGGCCAAGACCAACUCAGACUGAUCUACAGAAAUACACCAACGUGUUUAUGGAGGUUGAUACUGAUAAAGAUGGGAAAAUUACUGGCGAACAAGCACGCAAUCUAUUUUUGAGUUGGAAGUUACCACGAGAGGUCUUAAAGCAGGUGUGGGACUUGUCUGAUCAGGAUAAUGAUAGCAAUCUUUCUCUCAGGGAAUUCUGCAUUGCACUUUAUCUGAUGGAAAGAUACAGGGAAGGACGUCCUCUUCCAGCAGUUCUUCCAAGUAGUGUUGUGCUUGAUUUCCCUGCAACUACUCAACCACCUGCUGGGUAUGGUAAUGCAGGAUGGGUAUAUUCUGCUGGUUUCCAGCAACCACAAGCACCUGGAACUGCUCCAAGACCAAAUGCACGUCCGACAGGAAAGCCACCUUUGCCUGUUACAGCUCAUAUGUCAUCUGAUGAUAGAAUGCCACCUAAGCCACCAAAAGCCAAAGUGCCAACGUUAGAGAAACACCUAGUAGAACAGCUAAGCGAAGAGGAGCAGAAAUCACUCAAUUUGAAAUUCUUGGAGGCAUCAGAGGCAAAUAAAAAGGUUGAAGAAUUGGAGAAGGAAAUAAAAGAAGCAAGAGAGAAAACGGAGUUCUACCGAGUUAAAAUGCAGGAGCUUGUUCUGUACAAGAGUAGAUGUGACAGUCGCUUUAAUGAAGUUUCUGAGAGGGCUGCUGCAGAUAAGCGUGAGGUUGAGUCUCUGGCUAAGAAGUAUGAGGAGAAGUACAGACAAAAUGGCGAUGUGGCAUCUAGAUUGACAAUUGAAGAAGCAACAUUCCGUGACAUACAGGAGAAGAAAAUGGAGAUGUAUCAGGCAAUUGUGAAGAUGGAGCAAGAUGGCACUGAUGAGAACCUUCAGGUUCGUGCUGAUCACAUCCAGUCUAGUUUGGAGGAAUUAAUAAGAUCUCUCUGUGAACGUUGCAAGAAAUAUGGAUUGCGUGCAAAACCUACCACGCUAGUUGAGCUUCCCUUUGGGUGGCAACCUGGCAUUCAGGAGAGUGCUGCUGAUUGGGAUGAAGACUGGGAUAAAUUUGAAGAUGAAGGUUACACUUUUGUGAAGGAUCUGACUCUUGACGUAAAUAACAUUAUUGCACCUCCGAAAUCAAAAAUUAAAGUUGCAAAGAAAGAAAAGAAUAUGAUUUUUGAAGGUGAUGCUGCUGUUCAUACGUCAGACUCUGAAACCAAGCCUGUCAAGUCCGCUGCAGAGGAUGAACAGGUGGCAGAAAAUGGUGUCGUAGGUACUCCGAAGGCAGUUGAAACGGUAAAGAAUACAGUUUCUAGUCCUGCUAGAAGUUCGCAUGGAAGUCCACGUGAUGGAUCUAAGGACAAUCAUUUCCAAAGGCUUGGAAGUUCUGUUGCCUCACCUCGUGCCAAGGAAUCUCUGAGUGACGUUGGGGUUGCUGAUUCUUCAUUUUCCGGGGAGAAGAGUUUUGAUGAGCCGUCUCAGGGCACCUUUGAUACUAAUGAUGAUGCCGACUCAAUCUGGGGUUUCUCAAAGGAGAUGAAACUCGACAAGCAUAAUGACGACUUGUUUGGGCACGGGCAAUGGACUCUGCCUCCUAUCAGGACUAGUUCAUCACAGGCUGAUGACUUUUUGCCCAAAAAAGGCAUAUUUGCAGACUCUGUACCAGGCACACCAGCAGAUGUCUUUGUGCCGAAAAAGAGCAUUUUUGCAGAUUCUGUUCCUGGUACACCAGCAGAUGGCUUUUUGCCCAAACAGAGCAUAUUUGCCGAUUCUGUUCCAAGCACACCACUUUAUGAAUCAAGCUAUUCUCCACAGAAAUUUGGUGAAGGACUAGAGCGCGGUUUAAACUUUUCAAGAUUUGAUUCCUUCAGGUCAUCAGAUAGUGGCUUUCAGCCUCAAGAAAAGCUGUCUCGAUUUGAUUCCAUGCGCAGUACUGGAGAUUUUGACUCACACGAUGAUAGGUCAUUCCAGCAAAGGGAUACUUUUUCACGGUUUGAUUCUAUGCGAAGUAAUAAUGAUUUUGAUUACGGGGAUCGAUCGUCAUCAUUUGAUGAUUCAGACGCUUUUGGCUCUGGGCCUUUUAAGUCUUCAUUUGGAAGUGAGACUCCAAGGGGUGACUCUGAUGCUUUCGGAUCUAGUGCAUUUAGGUCUUCUCUGGGAAAUGAAACUCCAAGGUCAGAGAUAGAUGCAUUUGGUUCUGUUGGGCCUUUCAGGUCGUCUAUGGCCAAUGAAACUCCUAGGGCUGAUUCAGACCCUUUUGGGGCACCUUUCCGGUCAUCACUGGGUGUUGAAACACCGAGAGCAGAUGGUGAUCCAUUUGGUUCUGUUGGGCCUUUCAAGUCAUCUUGGGGCAGUGAAACUCCAAGAGCAGAUGCUGACCCUUUUGGUGGUCCUUUUAAGUCAUCAUUUGGCAGUGAAACACCCAGGGGAGAAUCGGACUUUUUUGGAUACUCUGGUUCUUUUAAAUCUCCCUUUGGCAGUGAGACGCCUAGGGGCGAGUUUGAUUCUUAUGGGUUUGGUGGGCCUUUUGGUUCAUCACUUGGCAGUGAAACACCUAGGGGCGACAUGGACGCAUUUGGUUCUUCUGGGCCAUUUAAAACAACUGUGGGUAGUGAAACCCCAAAAGAUCGAACAGAUAGUUGGAGUGCGUUUUAGAGUAUUGUGAGAUUUUAUUCUAGAUCCCUUGUCCAAUGCUUUGAUGCUAGAGCAAUUUUGCCUACAAAUGUUAGAGCCUGGGAAUGCUUCAUCCUGGUGUUUUUACAGGCUCCCUAGCGUGCUGCAGGUUUGCCACCUGCAACCAACCAGCCGAAAAUCCCUGUUACGAUCUUUGAAGCGGCUAACUCCUGGCUUAUCAGCUUCAUUUUUUUUAACCUUUGUAAACAUUCCUCUAUUAUAUAUUUUCUUGGGGCUUUGUUGGGUUUGCGAAAUUUUUGCUAUUGCCAUUUUCUGCUGAUGAGAACCUUCGGGAUUCUUGUUUUUUUUUUCCCUCUUUAGCCAAUAUUGUGGCUUGUAAUGAAAAGUAUAGUUGGCUGGCUUUGUAGUAUCAGCACGAGUGUAUGUUAUUCUUUACAAUUAUCUGGUUACACGACUGUUGUGUUACUGUAGUGUAGCUGUGAUUUUUUGCAUUUUAUCUUAAAUGUCAUUGAAUAUUGUAUCUCAACAAAAUUGAAUGUUUUUGCAAGUA
Molecule: messenger RNA, 4781 nt
Organism: Chenopodium quinoa (quinoa)
Lineage: Eukaryota; Viridiplantae; Streptophyta; Magnoliopsida; Caryophyllales; Amaranthaceae
Product: actin cytoskeleton-regulatory complex protein PAN1-like
Exons: 13
Coding region: 494-4252 (1252 amino acids)
Biological process (GO): endocytosis; endosomal transport
Cellular component (GO): nucleus; plasma membrane; cytoplasm
Molecular function (GO): protein binding; calcium ion binding
Source: RefSeq, a predicted model, not a curated record